Erigeron canadensis is the source of this 1533-nucleotide messenger RNA. RefSeq lists its product as uncharacterized. Bases 1 to 1533 code for a protein of 510 amino acids. The record is from RefSeq and is a predicted model, not a curated record. Lineage: Eukaryota; Viridiplantae; Streptophyta; Magnoliopsida; Asterales; Asteraceae. The transcript has a single exon.
AUGGGGGGAUUAUUAGUGAGCCAAGUGACAACAUUCAAAAAGAUAUGGUCAACUAAACAAGGCGGGCCCGAUAAUCUCGGGACAACAUUUUAUGAGCCUAGUGAUAUCCCUCAAGGGUUUUCAAGUUUUGGCUCUUAUGCUCAUCCAAACAAUAUUCCGUUUUCUGGUCACAUUCUUGUUGGGAAAGACGUAUCAAAUAACCAUUUGAAGCCUGCUCUCAAGUCACCUAUUGACUACAUUCUUAGAUGGAGCAGUCAUUCUUUAAAUGUCACGAAAGAUGGUGAAGGCUAUGUUUGGCUUCCAAAUGCACCGGCUGGCUACAAGGCUAUCGGGUAUGUCAUCACUAGCUCGUCAGAGAAGCCGCCGCUUGAUAGAGUGAGUUGUGUCCGUGAAGACCUCACAGACACUAUGACGAACCCGACGAAUGCUGAUGUAAAAACGAUUACUUUUGAAGACAUAAACGUUCAUGAUCUAGGCGGGUUGAAUGUUUACCAUUCCAAGGGUGGUUUUGCUCUACAAAAUGAACGUUUAGCAAAAUUGUCGGGUGAUGCAAUGAGUUCCAUGCCUAACUUGACCCAAAUUGAAGCAUUGAUCAAAUCUUACGCCCCGAUUGUUUAUUUCCAUCCUGACGAGAAAUACUUCCCCUCUGCCGUUCAUUGGUUUUUCAAUAAUGGUGCAUUGCUGUACAAAACCGAAUGGCUUAUGCCGAUCCCAAUUGAAAACAGUGGGUCAAACCUUCCGCAAGGUGAAACAGACGAUGGGAGAUAUUGGAUUGGACUUCCAAAAGACGAAGCAACCAAAGAGAGAAUCAAGGCAGGAGAUUUACAAGAUGCCAAUGCUUAUUUCCACGUUAAGCCGGUUGAUGGAGGACUAUCUACCGACAUUGUCAUUUGGCUGUUUUACCCAUUUAACGGUCCAUCAAGGGCACAGGUGAUGUCUCAAUCUUUCAUAUUAGGACCGUUGGGAGAACACGUAGGUGAUUGGGAGCAUGUAACCUUAAGGAUCAGCAAUGUCAACGGCGAGUUGAGCAGUAUCUACUUUGCAACACAUAGCUGGGGUGAGUGGGUUAGUCCAUCCGGGCUGGAUUGGACCCCUGAUCAUAAACCAAUUGUUUACUCUGCAUUAUUUGGGCACGGGUCAUACUCCAAACCUGGGACUGUUUUACGUGGGUUCAAAGGGACGUCACAUGUGAUUGGCCUCAGAGACGACAUGUCUCAAAGUUCUAAGUCAAUGGACACAGGUGCUAGGGCGGUGGUGGUGGCGGCAGAGUAUCUGGCAGACGCGGUGGUUGAACCACCGUGGUUGAAUUAUAUGAGGAAAUGGGGUCCUAAAAUCCAAUACGGUGUUGCUGAAGAACUGCAGAAAAUAAAGGAGGGUCUGAUAUGGUUUUUAAGAAAACCAUUUCAGAAACUAAUUGAGAAGCUACCAAAAGAAUUCUUGGGUGCAGAUGGACCAACGGGGCCUAAAGCUAAAAGCAGUUGGGCUGGGAAUGAAGAGCUUAUAGUAUUUCAAGCAAGGGAUGAGGCUAUAUAA